This is a messenger RNA of Cebus imitator (Panamanian white-faced capuchin), 1846 nucleotides long. It is a transcript of the gene POFUT4, whose product is annotated as fucosyltransferase 11. Gene Ontology annotation, molecular function: alpha-(1->3)-fucosyltransferase activity. Lineage: Eukaryota; Metazoa; Chordata; Mammalia; Primates; Cebidae. The coding region runs from base 108 to 1586 and encodes 492 amino acids. The transcript is spliced from 3 exons. The record is from RefSeq and is a predicted model, not a curated record. Gene Ontology annotation, cellular component: Golgi membrane.
AGCGGAGCUGCGCAUGCGCCGCCUGCCCCAGUGGCGUAUCGUUCCAUCACGACUCGCCGCUGGGCGGAGUCCCGAGCUGGCCGAGGGGGCCGGCUGCCAGAGUGGACAUGGCGGACGGCCCCACUGGGGCGGUGCUGGCCCUCCUGGGGGUGCUCAGUGUCUAUGCAGCCAGCGGCUCUGGGCCCGUGGUGGAGAAGGAAACCGGCGGGGAGGCGGAGUGGGUGGAACCAUGGGAUGGCGCGGUUUUUCGGCCGCCAUCCGCGCUGGGCGCGGUGGGGAUGACGCGCAGCCCCAGGACCCCGCGGCCAGGGAGGGAGGAGGCAGGGGACUUGCCAGUGCUGUUGUGGUGGAGCCCAGGCCUGUUCCCUCACUUCCCAGGAGACUCGGAGCGCAUCGACUGUGCGCGCGGCGCGUGCGUGGCGUCCCGGAACCGCCGAGCGCUGAGGGACUCGCGGACGCGCGCGCUGCUCUUCUACGGCACCGACUUCCGCGCGUCUGACGCGCCGCUGCCGCGCCUGGCACACCAGAGCUGGGCGCUCCUGCACGAGGAGUCGCCCCUUAACAACUUCUUGUUGAGCCACGGCCCGGGCAUCCGCCUCUUCAAUCUUACCUCCACUUUCAGUCGCCACUCAGACUACCCGCUGUCACUGCAGUGGCUCCCCGGGACCGCCUAUCUGCGCCGCCCGGUGCCUCCGCUCCAAGAACGCGCGGAGUGGCGCCGCCGUGGCUACGCGCCGCUGCUCUAUUUGCAGUCCCACUGCGACGUGCCCGCGGACCGGGACCGCUACGUGCGCGAGCUCAUGCGCCACAUCCCGGUAGACUCCUACGGGAAAUGCCUGCAGAAUCGGGAGCUGCCCACCGCGCGGCUGCAGGACACAGCCACGGCUACCACCGAGGAUCCAGAGCUCUUGGCCUUCUUGUCCCGCUAUAAGUUCCACUUGGCCCUGGAAAAUGCUAUCUGUAACGACUACAUGACAGAAAAACUGUGGCGUCCCAUGCAUCUGGGCGCUGUGCCUGUGUACCGCGGCUCUCCCUCUGUGAGAGACUGGAUGCCGAACAAUCAUUCCAUCAUCCUGAUUGAUGAUUUUGAGUCUCCUCAGAAGCUGGCAGAGUUUAUUGACUUUCUGGACAAGAAUGAUGAGGAAUAUAUGAAAUACCUGGCAUACAAGCAACCUGGGGGCAUCACCAACCAAUUCCUUCUGGAUAGUCUGAAGCAUCGGGAGUGGGGAUUGAAUGAUCCUUUGCUGCCUAACUACCUCAACGGCUUCGAGUGUUUCGUCUGUGACCAUGAACUGGCUCGACUGGAUGCCGAGAAAGCCCACGCGGCCUCUCCCGGCGACAGUCCCAUCCCUGAGCCCCACAUUGCCCAACCCUCACACAUGGACUGCCCAAUGCCCACACCUGGUUUUGGCAAUGUGGAAGAGAUUCCUGAGAACGACAGUUGGAAAGAGAUGUGGCUGCAAGAUUACUGGCAAGGUCUGGACCAGGGAGAAGCUCUCACUGCCAUGAUCCACAACAAUGAAACACAGCAGAGGAGAUUUUGGGAUUACCUACAUGAAAUCUUCAUGAAAAGGCAACAUCUCUAAGUGCCCUUGCAAGAGCGUUUAACUUGGUGGAGCUAAGGGGAUUUUAUUCUACCGUAGGACAUAAGGAGCAUCCACCUCACAAACCCUUAAUGGACACUGUCUUUUCAUGGAUUCAAGGAAUCCUAGUUUUAUCUAUUAAGAUUUUAUCUUAAUGAUGAGUAGCCAAGGUCUAACAUAGGGCUUCUCCUCAAGGAGAGAUAAAGACAUACAAUUCUUGGUUCAUUGGGAAAUAGAAGCUUAAAACAUCCAUUUGAUUCAAG